UAGCCUCCUUCUCAUAUCUCUUUCUCUCUCUCUCUCUCUCUCUUCCGCAAAACGCAAACGGAACUCGCAAUUGGACUCGUCCACUCUCUCCUCUUCUUUUUUCUUCAUCGUGGGAAUUAGGGUUUAUACUGCCUCACUACUCUCACUCCCUUCAUCUGGUUUCUGCGUUUCAAUGCCUGCUAACUGCUUGCCCAAAUCGCGUCUUCAGAACCCUAGACUGAGCCUGACUGCUCCAUUUUGUGGGCGAUUUUGGCUUAUCACUGGAUUUCCAUCUUCAAGUCCGUUGGAAUUGCUAGUUAGAACUUGAUUCCAGUACAGCCGACUCAGAUGGCACCGAGUCGCAGAAAGGGUGCGGGCAAAGCUGCUGCCGCUUCUGCUGCUGCCUGCCGCCAAUGGAAGGUCGGCGAUCUCGUCCUUGCUAAAGUCAAAGGCUUUCCUGCUUGGCCUGCCACGGUAAGUGAGCCUGAGAAGUGGGGAUAUCCAGCUGAUUGGAAAAAAGUACUUGUCUACUUCUUUGGAACACAGCAAAUAGCUUUCUGCCACCCUGCUGAUGUAGAAGCAUUUACUGAAGAGAAAAAACAGUCUCUUUUGAUCAAACGUCAAGGAAAGGGUGCAGAUUUUGUUCGGGCUGUGCAGGAGAUCAUAGACAGUUAUGAAAGGUCAAACAAACCAGACCAAGUUGAUGAUCUCAAUUCUGGUGAAGUUGCUCUGGCAAAUGGCGGGAAUUCAGUGGAGUCAUCAGCGCACAUUGAAUUAAAGGAUCAGACUGAAACUUCUGAAGCAACUGUUACAGUCAGAAAUGAUCCCAGCCUUGCGAGCGGUGUUGCUCCAGAUGUAGCAAAAGUUGGUUCUUUGCAUGAUAAAGAGGCCUCAUUGGAGCAGCCCGCUGAUAAUAUGAUGGUCACAGCAAAGCCUGUUAUAGCUACUUAUAUUUCAAGAAAAAGAUCUGGAGGCUUACGAUCUAGGAAACGUGGCACACAGAAAAAGGAUCUAUCAGUUGAAAGGUCUACAAGCUUGUCAAGGUUGGAAUCCUCUAGAUUCCAGAGUUUUACUAUACCAUCUAAUAAUGGUAACCAGAGUGCUGGGGAUGCAUCAACUGAAGUAGUCCUGAACAGGUCCUUACGAAGGAACAAACGAGUUAAAAAAUCACCAGCCUCUGAAUGUGAUGAUGUUGAGUCAUCUGCUGUUAUUUCAAAUGGAAGCACUGAAGAUAAUGUCUCUGAAAUUGCAACAGUUGACUCUGAUUCUCCGAGUCUGAAUGAAGGCAGCACUAUAGACAGUGCUUGUAAACCUGAGCACUCUCAAACUGUCUUUGAUUGUUUGGAGGAAGAUGUUGAGUUGAGCAAAGGGUUUGAUUUUCAAAUAAAGGCUGUGAUUAUAAAGAAGAAACGGAAACCAAACAGAAAGCGAGUGAUUAAUGAAGCAGCUGAGCCACCUGCCAGAUUGGAAACAGGGGCAGAUUUGGAUGCUGGCGUGCAUAAUAGCAGCCAAAAUUUGCAGUUGGCUUGUGAAAACUUGAGCGAGAGGCAUACUAAAGAAGAUGGAGAUGAGCACCUGCCACUAGUGAAACGAGCUAGAGUUAGAAUGGGCAAAUUAUCUUCAUUGGAAGAUCACAGCAGCUUGUCUCUUGAAGAAGAAAAGACCUGUACUCAAGUUGCAGUCAGUUUGACCGAGGCACACAAUGGCAUAUGUGAAAUUGAAGAAAGAACCUCUAAUGAAGUUCUGGUCACUAUGUUGGAGGAGAUCAGUCCACCUGCUAAUUUCAAUGAUGAUUGUUCUGCUCAUAAAGACUCCUUACUAGAAAAGGGAGCUUUAUAUAAUCUGUCACCUCAAAAGAGCUGUGCUCAAAUUCCAGAUAGCAGGCCUCAGCUUUCAAUUGCUAAGGAGCAUCAGACUUUUGGAUGCUCAGCAGAUGGUGAAUCUGCUUUACCUCCAUCCAAACGUCUUCAUCGGGCUCUAGAGGCCAUGUCUGCAAAUGCUGCUGAACAAGGUCAGGCAUGUACCAAGACAUCAACCAUGAAAACAUUAAUCAAUGAAAGUUCCACAUCUUUAGUGAGGAGCUCCUCUCUUGUGUUCAAUGAAAGAAAAGAAAGCAAUUGUUCAGGAGAGCUGAGUGUAGCCUCUCCUGGCUGUAGGGCCUCUGCAUUCUGUUCCAGCUCUAACAGAGUCUUAGAGGAAUCUAUAAAACAACCAGUAGAAGCAAACCUUUGCAAUCGACUGAUUGAAAGUUCUGAGAGCCAAGAACAUUAUGAAGAUGUCUUGCCAGAGUCCUUGGACCAUGAUCUUGGCAAAGAUCUUGGUAGAUCAUGUUUUGGAGGUGACACUGUUUCUACUAUUAGUCAACAGAGCACAAAAGAUUUUACACCAAAUUUAGACAGAAGAUGUGGCAGUCUGCGAUCCAAUCAGGGUUCAUUGGAUCAGUUGUUAAUCCUGAAGGAUGAAGUCAAGUCUGAAAACAUUGAGUUAAGAGAUGUUGUGGCUCAGAAUCUUAAUAAAGAUGUUGAUGUUUUGGAGAAUUCUUUGACGAGUCCAAGUAUCAUCUUGCAGGCUGAUGAAGCUGCUAAAGGCAUGUCUCAGAAUAGUUCUGAUGUGCUUUGGUACAGUGCUGAGGAUAUUGGCUGUGGCAAUACUGAGUCAUUGAGGUCUCUAAUUCAUGAUAAGGACCAAUUCAAUGGCAUGGGCGAGGAGGCAAAAGGUGUCAAAUUUGAGCAAAGACAAAAGCAUACUAGUUAUGCUUCUGUUUCUGAUGAUCAUUUGGGUGAAAGGCAUGUCUUGGUAGCCCAGUCAAGUCCAGUUCCAGCUGAUGGAAAUGGAACAGAAUCUUCUGCACAGACAUCUCCAACUACUACCUCAAUAUGCCAUGUAUCUACCUCAGAAAGUGCUAAUUUUAUUCAAAAUAGUCAAUGUUCCAGCCCCAACCAUUUACACCAGAAGACAACUGUGUGCACAUCAAUCGAUGAAAAAAUUGAAUCAGUGAUGGCACAGCGCCCAAAAUCUGUUGGCAAAUGGAGUAAUUAUGCAGAAGCACAUGCUUCUCUAUCAUCGUUUGAAGGAAUUAUUCGAUCAUUAACGAGGACAAAGGAGAGCAUUGGUCGAGCAACUCGCAUAGCCAUUGACUGUGCAAAAUUUGGUGUUUCUGCUAAGGUGGUGGAAAUUUUAGCUCGUGCCUUGGAAAGUGAGUCAAGUUUACACAGAAGGGUGGAUUUGUUCUUCCUCGUGGAUUCCAUCACUCAGUGCUCUCGAGGUCUGAAAGGUGAUGUUGGUGGUAUAUAUCCUUCAGCUAUACAAGCAGUAUUACCGCGCCUACUUUCAGCUGCUGCUCCUCCUGGAAGUUUGGCACAGGAAAAUAGAAGGCAGUGUAUGAAGGUUUUGAGGCUCUGGCUGGAAAGAAGGAUCCUUCCAGAAUCUGUUAUCUGCCAUCAUAUGCGGGAACUUGAUUCAUUAGGUGGUUCAUCUUCUGCUGGUGCCUAUUCUCGCCGUUCAGCAAGAACAGAAAGGGCUUUAGAUGAUCCCGUUAGAGACAUGGAGGGUAUGCUUGUUGACGAAUAUGGAAGCAAUUCGAGUUUUCAGCUCCCAGGAUUUUGUAUGCCUCGCAUGCUUAAGGAGGAAGAUGAUGGAAGUGAUUCUGAUGGAGAGAGUUUUGAGGCUGUCACUCCUGAACAUAAUUCUGAAACCCCUGAAGAGCUGGAGAUCAUGCCAGCAGUAGAAAAGCACACACAUAUCUUGGAAGAUGUUGAUGGUGAGCUUGAAAUGGAGGAUGUGGCCCCCUCCUGUGAAGUUGAAGCAGGUUCAACAGGUGGCAUUGCGGGAGUUAAUUCUGUGCGGAAUUUGCAUGAUCAAUUAGAAGAGCAUUUUCCAUUGCCCUUUGCCCCUCCUCUGCCUCAGGAUGUGCCACCAACAUCACCACCGCUGCCAACAUCACCGCCGCCGCCACCUCCACCACCUCCUGCCAUUCCACCUUCAUGUGGAAAUCCUGAUUCAUACAUUAAUGGCAUGGAUUCAAAGCUUUCUGAAAAUUCACAUGAUAUGCAAGAUAACUUGAGAGAAUGUGUGUGUCAGCAGCCAGCAGCACCAAGAAUCAACCCAUCAAUGUCCAAUGGAGUGAAUUAUCAUGCUACUGAAUGUAGGGAUCAGUUGCAGAUGCAGCAGUGCGAAUCCAUGAACUCUUUCAGCAGUUACCCUGUCCAUCCAGUGCACUCAGAUGGGCCAAAUUUCCACCACAAGGCUUAUCCUCCAAGGCCACCAUAUCCACCACCUUCAAAUCAUUUCUCCUAUGUUCAGGCAGGCCAGCAUGGGAAGUCUCGGAGACAGACCCCUCCUCCUUACCACCAAAGAUUCCACUCAUCACAUAAUGCUGAUGGUGGAAACUUUUAUAAUACCCUUGAGAGAAUGAGACCAGUCCCAUAUGAAUUCAAUGAGAGCUGGAGAUACCCUGCACCCCCUUUUCCUGGUCCACGACAUCUGGACAAAGGCAGGCCAUCUUAUCCACCUGAUUCAUAUGGUGGCCCCCCUAGAGAGCCAAAUAGCAUACCUCAUCAGGGAUGGUCAUUUCCUCCCCGGGGGAUGCAUCACAGGAGCUUCAUGCCUUUUAGACCAUCUGGAAGUGCAAGUCCAGUGUCCAGUAGAGUCAGUCAGGGUACAGCCAUGGGGGCUUCUCCAUCUGUUCCACAGAAAUCCAUCCAUGAAUUCACUGUGAAGGAUGCCCGAGGUCAGGACGUCGAUCUCAGCAUCUACAAAGGAAAGGUUCUUCUCGUGGUUAAUGUCGCCUCUAAAUGUGGAUUUACAGAUUCGAAUUACACGCAGUUGACCGAUCUUUACAACAAAUACAAGGAUAAAGGUUUUGAAAUAUUGGCAUUUCCUUGUAACCAAUUUCUGAAACAAGAGCCGGGAACGAGCGAAGAUGCACAACAGUUUGCUUGUACCAGAUACAAGGCUGAAUAUCCAAUUUUCCAGAAGGUUCGCGUCAAUGGGCCAAAUACAGCACCUGUCUACAGAUUCCUCAAGGCUAGUAAAUGUGGAAUUAUGGGGUCUGGCAUAAAGUGGAAUUUUACCAAGUUCUUAGUCAAUAAGGAAGGGCAAGUUAUUGGUCGCUACAGCCCAACCACUAGUCCUUUGUCUAUUGAGGCUGAUAUCAAGAAAGCAUUGGAAAUAAAGUGAGAAAUAUGCCACGAACAGAUUCAGUAAAAGCUAGAUAUAAAUAUGUGAUGCAGUUAUAUGGUUAAACUAUUCAUGUAUCAAGUUAGUUAUUGUAUAUUAUUUAUCGGCAUCUUUCUAUGCAUUCAGUUUGCAGGUCAGAGAAUGUAAAUGUAAGAGAUAGUUAUCGAUAGAUAGUUUGCUAAUUUGUUGUUUC
Molecule: messenger RNA, 5350 nt
Organism: Manihot esculenta (cassava)
Lineage: Eukaryota; Viridiplantae; Streptophyta; Magnoliopsida; Malpighiales; Euphorbiaceae
Product: protein HUA2-LIKE 2
Exons: 16
Coding region: 328-5157 (1609 amino acids)
Biological process (GO): response to oxidative stress; regulation of transcription by RNA polymerase II
Cellular component (GO): nucleus
Molecular function (GO): glutathione peroxidase activity; transcription coregulator activity; double-stranded DNA binding
Source: RefSeq, a predicted model, not a curated record